GAGAAAGUACCACUUCUAUAAGAACGAUCAAUUCCAAAAUUUCCAAGGCAAAAACGGAGUUUCCCUCUUCAUCUCUCUCAGUUUGCAGUUCGCAUUCAAUUCCAAAAUGCUAGCAUUCAAAUCCGAAGAACAAAGCCAAUUGCAGCUCGUGGAACGUGAAGAGAUUGACGACGAUGAAGAUCUAUUUGAAGCCAUUGAUAAGCUGACUUCUCAUGGAAUAAAUGCCGGAGAUGUCAAGAAGCUCCAAGACGCAGGAAUAUAUACAUGCAAUGGUUUGAUGAUGCACACGAAGAAGAGCUUGACUGGUAUAAAAGGUCUAUCUGAGGCUAAAGUUGAUAAAAUAUGUGAAGCUGCCGAGAAGAUAGUGAAUUUUGGCUAUAUUACUGGAAGUGAUGCUCUGCUUAGGAGGAAGGCUGUUGUCCGGAUCACUACUGGAAGUCAAGCUCUUGAUGAACUGUUAGGAGGUGGUAUUGAAACUCUACAAAUUACAGAAGCUUUUGGGGAGUUCAGGUCUGGAAAGACACAGCUGGCACAUACUCUCUGCGUUUCUACACAGCUUCCUACUAACAUGAAAGGGGGAAAUGGAAAGGUUGCUUAUAUAGAUACAGAGGGAACUUUCCGACCUGAUCGUAUUGUACCCAUUGCUGAAAGGUUUGGAAUGGAUGCUGGAGCUGUACUCGAUAAUAUAAUAUAUGCACGUGCAUACACAUACGAGCAUCAAUAUAACCUGCUCCUUGGGUUAGCAGCAAAGAUGUCCGAAGAACCUUUCAGACUUCUGAUUGUUGAUUCGGUCAUUGCUCUAUUCCGAGUAGACUUCACAGGAAGAGGAGAACUUGCAGAACGCCAGCAAAAGCUGGCUCAGAUGCUCUCGCGAUUAACAAAGAUUGCAGAGGAAUUCAACGUAGCAGUGUACAUGACAAACCAAGUGAUAGCUGAUCCAGGUGGAGGGGUAUUCAUAUCAGAUCCAAAGAAACCAGCAGGGGGGCAUGUUCUUGCUCAUGCAGCCACAGUGAGAUUGAUGUUUAGAAAGGGCAAGGGCGAACAGCGUGUCUGCAAAGUGUUUGACGCACCAAAUCUCCCAGAGUCUGAAGCAAUAUUUCAGAUAACACCAGGAGGAAUUGCAGAUGCAAAAGACUGAAUUCUCUGCAAUAAUACGGACAUAUGGUACAUGCCUUGGCAUGAAACAUGUUUAUAUUUUUCCUUUCAGCUGUCUACUAUAUACAUAUUAUAGUUUGAAUAUUCAGCUUUGCUAGAACAAGCAGUAGGUGUAGGUUGUAAAACCAUAAAAUUGCUAAGGCAAUUUCAAGAAAACCCAACCUUUUAUCCUGCAAA
Cynara cardunculus var. scolymus (artichoke) is the source of this 1332-nucleotide messenger RNA. RefSeq names its product meiotic recombination protein DMC1 homolog. Gene Ontology annotation, biological process: mitotic recombination; reciprocal meiotic recombination; DNA strand invasion. The record is from RefSeq and is a predicted model, not a curated record. Gene Ontology annotation, molecular function: ATP-dependent DNA damage sensor activity; DNA strand exchange activity; single-stranded DNA binding. The transcript has 15 exons. The coding region runs from base 107 to 1138 and encodes 343 amino acids. Gene Ontology annotation, cellular component: condensed nuclear chromosome; nucleus. Lineage: Eukaryota; Viridiplantae; Streptophyta; Magnoliopsida; Asterales; Asteraceae.